Molecule: messenger RNA, 950 nt
Organism: Branchiostoma belcheri (Belcher's lancelet)
Lineage: Eukaryota; Metazoa; Chordata; Leptocardii; Amphioxiformes; Branchiostomatidae
Exons: 2
Coding region: 417-950 (177 amino acids)
Source: RefSeq, a predicted model, not a curated record
CAGGCACGGGUGGUAUAACCACUCUUUCAACAAGCCGCCCUUUUCAAUCGAAUACGAAAACAGUUAAAAGUACGAGUUCAGCGGCCGCGGUAACUAAAAGCAUCCAGACCAUGACAACAGAGCCUCGCGUAUCUAUGGGUCGAACAACCGGGGUUAGACUGGCAAGUAAGUAUACAUAUACAGGUACACAUGUAUUUAGCUAGGAUUUCAAAGCAGAAAAAAAUGCAUCAAAACUAUCCUAGAAUAGGAACAACGUCAUAGGUCGUAACCUGUAAUUCAGAAGUACAAAUGAUGAAUAUUAUGGAGAUGAGAAUUUGUAGCACUUCAUUUUCAUAUGGAGUAUUUCAACUUAGAAGAAACAUUGCUUUUAUCAAAUAGAUAGAGAAUCCUCUAUUUUGGCUAAUGCAGACAUUUGUAUGCAGAGUUUUAUUACGUCUUUUAAUACGGUAGAAGCGCAACGUGGCGGUAGGACGCUGCCUGUCACCAUCGGAGUUGCAGUUGGUGUGAAUGUGCUGGUACUGACAGCUAUCAUAGUAACGGCCGUCAUAGUCAUGAGAAGGCGCAGAAACCCCACGCCAGUUCCGCCAAGUGCAUCAUCUCCUAAAGCCAUCACUGACGUCACAACUGACGUCACCACAGACCCAGAGCCGACGUACGACACCAUACGGGAGGAGGAGGAGGGCGGGGUCCAGCUGGCGUUGUCAGGGGCAACCUGUAGCUACUCCGCCAUUGGUCAGCCUAACGUGGCGUCAGGCCCGGAUCGGCAGGUACCUGUGUACAGCAAACCGGACAAGAACAAGGCGAAGACGCCACGAAAUGUCGAGGAUCUUUACGCGAAACCGAAUAAGAAAGAAUCUGGGGAAGUGGAAAACGUUUUGUACGAAAGUUCGGGGGAUUUAGGAGCUUCGUCAAGUCAGGAUGUGUUGUACGCUAGCGCUGACGAAAUUUAA